AUGGCCAAGAAAUCGGUGUCCGAGGUCCAAGUAUGCCUAGAUCUGGAAGACGAAAUCUUGUCUAGAGCCAAGAAUAUCCAAACCCGCCUGGAUCGCCAGUGUAUUGAAACUGAGGAGAUCAACAAGACCCUCAAGGCCACUCUACAGUCUUGGUUAGACCAGUCAGCCUCUGAGGAAGGGGACGUGUUGGAUGCCUUCCAGACCAGUCCAUCCACUGAAUCGCUCAAGUCCACCGGCUCUGACCAUGGCAGCCGGCAGCUUGCACGGAGACGUGGCCAGCAGCAGGAGACUGAAACUUUCUAUGUUCUGAAACUUCAAGAAUAUUUAAGCUGCAGAAGUAUACUCUUUAAGCUGCAAGCAAAACAUGAGAAACUACAGGAGGCUAUUCAAAGAGGCAACAAGGAAGAUCGUGAUGGUUCACAAUCUUGCUCGACUAUGACUAGAUCCCAAAGGAAUCGGCGUCUUCGGCCUAGUUCCCAGUACAAUCACAAACUUUUUUCAGGAGACAUGGAAAAGUUCAUCCAGAGCUCUGGCCAAGCUGUCCCUUUAGUUGUAGAAAGCUGUGUCCGCUUCAUCAAUCUACAUGGUCUCCAGCAUGAGGGCAUUUUUCGAGUGCCUGGAGCACAACUGAGGGUCACAGAAAUCCGCAAUGCCUUCGAGAGAGGUGAGGAUCCUUUGGUAGAUGGCUACUCUGCUCAUGACUUGGACUCUGUGGCUGGCGUACUAAAACUCUAUUUCCGUGGCCUGGAGACGCCACUUUUCCCAUUAGAGAUGUUUGGGGAGAUGCUGGCUGCUGUGGAUCUGGAGAGCCCUGGAGAACGGAGAGAAUUCGUGAAGGGCAUCGUGAGCCGCCUGCCGGGGCCAGUGCUGGUGGUCCUCCGUUAUCUCUUUACCUUCCUCAAUCACCUGGCCCAGUACAGUGAUGAAAACAUGAUGGAUCCUUACAACCUGGCUGUGUGCUUUGGGCCCACCCUAGUGGUUGUGCCACCCGAGCAGGACCCAGUGGCAGUGCAGAGCCGAGUAAACCAGCUGGUUCAGACCCUUAUCUUAGAACCCGAGCUGAUCUUCCCAACCUCGACUGCACUUCCAGGGCCCCUCUAUGAGAAGUGCAUGGCCCCACCACAUGACGAUUUUGGGGAUCCUCAGCUGGAUGCCACAGCAGAAGAGAAUGAGCAGGACCUGCCUGUGGAGACAUCAGCCACUAAAGAGGAGACUUCCAUCCCAAUCCCAGAGAGCUCCAAGGAUGCCUCAUAUUGUUCGACCCCAGUCCUUGAGUGCGGGGAGUCUUUGGAGGCUGUGGCUUGCUUUGACUAUGUAGGCCGCACACCCCAGGAACUUACUUUCCAGCGUGGAGAUUUACUGUGUCUGCACACCCGAGCCUCCGGAGAAUGGUGGCGUGGAGAGCAUGCAGGCACCCUGGGGCUCAUCCCCCACAAAUAUAUCAAGGUGCCUGACAAGGCAGAGAAUCAAGCGGUUUUACAGGAGGGACAGGGAGAAGGCGAGCUGGUCCCCAAAAACGAGGACCCUGUAGUGGAGCCUGUGUGCCGAGUUCGCACAAAUUCAGCAGGUACCUAUAGCAAGGCUUCCUCCAAAUCGAGAGGUGGCAAACUGACUUCGCCUUUUCUUGAUCCUACCUACCACCCCAUGGCAAGCGGCCGAGCUUUGUCGCCUUCUGACAGAUCAGAACGCUGGAAUGCAAUGGAUAUGCCAGGUCCCUCUGGGUACAACUGGCACUGCCCGGCCAUCAUCACCGGUGAUAAGAAAUGGGACAAAUGGGACGCUGAUAAGAAAUGGGACACUGAUAAGAAAUGGGAUGCUGAUAAGAAAUUGGAGGUCGAUAAGAGCGUGGCCCAGAAGAUGGAAUCUGUCUUUAAAGAGCUCUUGGGAAAGGCUCAUACCCGGCACCUGCCGAAGACCUCAGAGAUACUUUUGAGCUCCCCUGAGGCCUCCUGCUCCGCUGCACACAGCUGGUGGCCCCUGGGACCCUCCCGAGCUGGGAAGAACAAGGUUUUCUCUAGAGGCGCUGGGGGCCACGACCAGUUCUGAGCUCCUUUUCCGCCCCUGCUAUUUCUUCACAGGUGUAUGGGACCUCGCCUGUCUUCAUUUACCUUAACUCAAACCUUUCUGUCUACAUUCCCUUUCCCUUUUUUCCUCUUGAAAAACCGGAAUAAAGUUGAAGGUCCG
This is a messenger RNA of Gracilinanus agilis (Agile Gracile Mouse Opossum), 2184 nucleotides long. It is a transcript of the gene ARHGAP4, whose product is annotated as Rho GTPase activating protein 4. Bases 1 to 2046 code for a protein of 681 amino acids. The record is from RefSeq and is a predicted model, not a curated record. NCBI's taxonomy places the organism in Eukaryota, Metazoa, Chordata, Mammalia, Didelphimorphia, Didelphidae. The transcript has 17 exons. Gene Ontology annotation, molecular function: protein binding. Gene Ontology annotation, cellular component: cytoplasm. Gene Ontology annotation, biological process: negative regulation of cell migration; signal transduction.